This is a messenger RNA of Trifolium pratense (red clover), 1500 nucleotides long. RefSeq names its product serine/threonine-protein kinase STY13-like. Gene Ontology annotation, molecular function: ATP binding; protein kinase activity. The coding region runs from base 356 to 1414 and encodes 352 amino acids. NCBI's taxonomy places the organism in Eukaryota, Viridiplantae, Streptophyta, Magnoliopsida, Fabales, Fabaceae. Gene Ontology annotation, biological process: signal transduction; protein phosphorylation. The record is from RefSeq and is a predicted model, not a curated record. Gene Ontology annotation, cellular component: cytoplasm. The transcript has 6 exons.
ACUUUUCUCUUUUCCCCAUGAAUUUUCAAAACAUGUUUUUGGGCUUUGGGCUUUACCUUCUCUCUCUCAAACAAAUGUAAAAAACAUGAAUCUUAAAUUUAAGUUUUGAUCUCCGAGCCUUACUUUUUGAGAUAUGGUUCUGUGCUUCAGACCACAAAAGCAGAGGAUGUCUACUUUACUUCUCUGUUUCAUGUCAGCAUAUCCAUUUUCCUUCUAGGGUUUUUUUUUUCUUUCUUUCUUUCUUUCUUUCUUUCUUUCUUUCUUUCUUUCUUUCUUUCUUUCUGAUUUCACUCUCUUCCAAGCUCAACACUUAACUACCUCAUGUAGGAUUUGAGCAUCAUACAUAAAAGAAGAAAUGGAAUCUGGAGGUAGAUUCUACUCAGUUGAUGAGUUCAAUCUACACCCUAAAUGGUUGAUUGAUCCUAAACAUCUCUAUGUUGGACCCCGGAUUGGUGAAGGUGCUCAUGCUAAAGUCUAUGAGGGAAAAUAUAAAAACCAGAUUGUUGCUAUUAAGAUUGUACAUAAAGGAGAAACUACAGAAGAUAUUGCCAAGAGAGAAGAUCGCUUUGCAAGGGAGGUGGCUAUGUUGUCUAGAGUGCAACACAAGAACUUGGUGAAGUUUAUCGGUGCAUGCAAGGAGCCAGUGAUGGUGAUAGUCACCGAGUUGUUAUCAGGAGGAACGUUGCGCAAGUAUUUGCUUAACAUGCGCCCCAAAUGCUUGGACACACAUGUUGCCAUUGGUUUUGCACUUGAUAUUGCACGUGCUAUAGAGUGCCUGCAUUCUCAUGGGAUCAUACACCGUGAUCUUAAGCCUGAUAACCUGCUAUUGACUGAAGAUCACAGAACAGUCAAGCUGGCAGAUUUUGGUUUAGCAAGAGAAGAGUCUUUAACUGAGAUGAUGACAGCUGAAACGGGAACGUACCGUUGGAUGGCUCCGGAGUUAUACAGUACUGUCACACUGAGGCAGGGGGAGAAGAAGCAUUAUAACCAUAAAGUUGAUGCUUAUAGCUUUGCGAUCGUGUUUUGGGAGAUCUUACACAACAAAGUUCCUUUCGAAGGCAUGUCAAACCUUCAAGCAGCAUAUGCUGCAGCCUUUAAGAAUGUAAGGCCGAGUGCGGAUCAUCUUCCCGAGGAAUUGGCCGUAAUUCUUACUUCAUGCUGGCAAGAGGAUGCAAAUGCUCGUCCCAACUUCACUCAGAUAAUCCAAAUGCUCCUAAAUUAUCUUUACACUGUUUCGCCUGCCGAACCUGUGAUUCCUUCGAGAAUAUUCACUUCUGAGAACACUGUGUUGCCGCCAGAGUCCCCUGGUACAAGCUCCUUGAUGGCGAAACGUGAUGACACCGGUGAUACACCCAGAGGAAAGGACGAAAUCAAGCCUAAUGGUUUCCUUUGCUGUUUCAGUCAGUGUUAUUAACUCUGAACAAGUCUUUUUAAAUGAAAAAUGGGAUUCAAAAAUUGUAAGAUAGAAUCUUGUCCAUAGAGGGAUCCUUUUUUUGAUGA